UCAAGAGUCGUUCCGGUGACCAGGCUCUACAGCCUUCCUCUGAUAAACUACAGCCUCGAGUAUUUUCUUCCCUUUUGUGGACUCCUCUCCUCUUCCUGCUCAUGGGAGUAGGAGCCUCUGAAAAGGACUUAGCCCCAAGAGUGGUACAAGGGAUUCUAGGAGGUUCUGUGACUCUUCCUCUAAACAUUUCAAGAGACACCGAGGUUGAGGAAGUCGUCUGGAGUAGUUCCAAAGAGGUUCUUGUUUUAGUACGUCCCAAUGAUGAUAUACAUAUUCUGGCCAAAAGCUACAAGGGCCGACUAAACAUCCAGUGGAGCUAUUCCCUGUACUUAAGUAACUUAGGCCAAGAAGACGCAGGAUCCUACAAAGCCCAGAUAAACCGAAAGAAUUCUAACACUUCCCAUCAGGAGUUCACGCUGCAAAUCUAUGAACAGCUACAGGAGCCUCAAGUUGCUAUAAAGUCUAUGAACAUAUCCGUGAACAGUUCCUGCAUCAUCACCUUGUCAUGCACUGUGAAGGGGGCAACAAAUGGCGUCCAAUACAGCUGGACCCAAAAGGACACUCAGUCUUCUGAACCCCAUGGUGGCCCCCUCUUCACCGUCUCCCAAAGACUCUGUGACUCAGACCUCCCAUACACCUGCACAGUCCGGAACCCCAUCAGCCAGAGUAGCUCCCGCCCUAUCCAUGCCUGGAAGUUCUGUAUAGCAGCAAACCCAGGAGCCUAUGGAAGAAAAACAAUGGGGGAGACCAUGGUGGGGACCCUGGGAGAGUCGUUUACCCUACCCCUAGCACUCUCAGCCAGUCAGUACGUGAAGAAUGUGGUCUGGAUGUUUAACACGUCUGUCAUCAGCAACAAAUGGGAGGAAGCAGUAACAGCAGAUCCUCCCAUUACGCACAAGAGUCCUAAGGACAAUAGGAAUUGGGUGUCUGGCCAGGACUACUCCCUGAAGAUCAGCCGGCUGGAGAUGGAGGAUGCUGGCACCUACCAUGCCUAUGUGUGUUCAGAGGCCUCCGAAGUCACCAGUGUGAGGCACAUCACUCUGCUCAUCUACAAAAGGCUGAAGAAACCAACAGUCGUUCCAAGCCCCAUGCACACCAAGGACGGGAGCUGCGAGAUCAACCUUACCUGCUCGGUGGACGAUGGCGGAAACAAUGUGACAUACACAUGGACGCCUGUGCAGAAGGGAGCUGUCAUGAUCCAAAGGGGCCCACACCUCAAAGUCUCCUGGAAAAGUGGCGACAGUCACCCCAACUUCACAUGCACAGCCAACAACCCUGUCAGCAACAGCUCGAGUCAGUUCCUCUCGUGGACCAUCUGUUCAGGCCCUGAGUGGAACAAGAGCCUUUGGAUCGGGCUCCUCUUGGCCAUUUCCAUCCUUCUCCUCCUUGGAAUUUGUGCUGUGAGCAUUUGGAAGCAGAAGAGACAGUGGAGAUUUCUAAGAUCUGCAUCCACCAGUUCAACCCCAACCUUCAAUUUCAGCCAAGCUGAGGCCCCCGCUGACACACCAGAACCCCAAGCUGACCACACAAUAUACACCUCUGUCUCCCAACGGUACGAGAAAUUGAACACUCCCCCUAAGACGACGAGGCAUUGGUCUAGGCCCGCCACAGACACCAGCUCUGACAGUAACGCCACAACAGAGGAGGAGGAUGAAAGGACGGAACUGCCCAGUGCUGUCAAUGGAAGAGAUGAGGUGUAUGGCUUGGGCGCUCAGGGGAACAGUGCAUACGACCUGGCCUUUCGGGGACAAGCGGAGUAUGACGUCACCCCAGAUGACACAGUGGUUAAGUCUGAGGUUGAAAGGGACUUGAAUUAUGUACAAGUGAUCCUUAAUUUCCAUGGAAAUAGUCCAGCUCCUCAGAAGAAAGAGAGUUCAAACACAAUCUACUCUUCUGUGCAAAAACCUCGGACGAAGGUGCCACCACCACAAUUUGAUGCUCCUGAGUCUCCUGACACCUCUACCUAUGAGAAUUUCACCUGAAAAGAAACGAAAAGAAAAGCAGCUGCUACCUCUCUCCAGGGGCCUGGCUUUUGGAGAAGCAGCUGGGACCUCAUAAGUCCUGGUACUUCUGCAACGAGAAGCACAGCAGAAUUUCUGACAGUGACCCAGACAUGCUGGGAUGUGACCUCUUCUCCUGCCCAUGUGGACUUUUGAGCCUAUUGAUGGCUCAGACAGAGGCUCCUUCUCCGAGCCUCCAGGCUUCAAACAUCCUGCUCUAUUGUCUCUGUCUUUGUCUCUAUUGGUUGCACACAGUUUCCUCCUCAAACUCCAAACUCCGCCAAGCGUGCUCUCCUCCACCUAGUCUUGGAAUGCAUGUGGCUUCUGUGUAGCGUCAGGCUUAUGCAGUUUCUUCAGGUCAGAUGUUGUUGAAGUGAACCAGAACAGACCAUCCUUCACCUCACUGUCAUCUUCUACAAAAAUAAACCCAAUAGACAUUUUCACACAUGGACACACAGAUAUGUGUAAAAUAAUAUUCACUGUUGUAUUAUCUACAAUUUAAAGAAAAUGUGAAACAAACUAGUCAUCCACGUAGCAAGUCUGGUUAGGUACAGGAUCAUAACACCCAUGCAGAGACAAACGUGUAAAGAAAGGUCUGACUUACAUUACCACACAUCAAGAAGAAAGUCCAGAGCCGUAUGCUACCCGCUGGAUUAGAAAAAUGUCCGUUUGGGCAGGAGGGAUGGUUUAGCUGUUGAAGCCUGAGGACCCAGGUUCAAUUCCCCAGUGCCCACGUAAGCCAGAUGUACAAGCCCACUCUCUCUCUUAUCUGCCUCU
Molecule: messenger RNA, 2777 nt
Organism: Jaculus jaculus (lesser Egyptian jerboa)
Lineage: Eukaryota; Metazoa; Chordata; Mammalia; Rodentia; Dipodidae
Gene: Ly9
Product: lymphocyte antigen 9
Exons: 10
Coding region: 102-1982 (626 amino acids)
Biological process (GO): T cell activation
Cellular component (GO): external side of plasma membrane
Source: RefSeq, a predicted model, not a curated record